AUGGGUAGCGGUUUGUCCUGCGCUUUUCCUUUCACUAUUGCCCGCCGCUUACAGCCCGUCGGCAAAUCGGUAUUGGGAGGGAAGGUUUCCAUGUAUGACCUGUACUCCGACCAUAACAUGGCCCUACUUCCACCCUGGCAAUUAGCCAGUUCCAAUAAAUGCCAUUUGGGGAGAGAAGGCUUUUAUGGGAUUUUUACAAUUCAUUUCCAACAGAAGAAUGCCAUGAUGUUGGCCUGUUGCGUUCUCCUACGAGACAUCAGACCCAAACAACCAAGUAUCAAACGAGCUGCAACUGAUAUUGCGGUGGGUUUCAUUAAUACGUUGCCUGGCAGUUUUGCAAUAUUUCCGUUCCAGUACCACCCCAAAAACACGGUUAAUGACAAGGUCUUCGAAAAUUACAAUGGCCAACCCAAACAAGACAAGAGGGCGGACCGGGAUCCAGACGUUGUGUCAAUCCUUCAAAAUGGCAUGUUAGCAACCCAAUAUCCCAACGUAACCUUUCUUGUUCACGGAGCAUCAAUAUAA
Paracoccidioides brasiliensis Pb18 is the source of this 525-nucleotide messenger RNA. RefSeq lists its product as uncharacterized. The coding region runs from base 1 to 525 and encodes 174 amino acids. The record is from RefSeq and is a predicted model, not a curated record. The transcript is spliced from 4 exons.